Messenger RNA from Rotaria socialis, 1092 nucleotides. NCBI's taxonomy places the organism in Eukaryota, Metazoa, Rotifera, Eurotatoria, Philodinida, Philodinidae. The record is from the annotation of a GenBank genome assembly.
AUGCACAAAAGCAAAGUCGUAAAUACAAAACGUGAACACGGUUCAUCAAAUAAUAAAAGUCAGAACAAUCGCAACACAUCUAAGCAACCAUUGAAAACAGACUCGUUUCUUACACUUGGCGCUUUAGUAACCGGUUUUACAAGUUCACCAACAACUAUGGCCGAUGAAAUAAAUCAAGCGGACGCAUUAAUUAUAAAACCUGCAACAAUCGACAUCAAUGGCAAAUCAGAUCUCGAUACAUCAUUAUCGAAAUCUCUUCGCAUAAAAACUCCUUGUGAAAAUAAAAAUGAACAUGAAAUACUUGAUGAACAAAAUAGUAUAUCAUCAUCAUCAAAUAUUGAUCAUGGUGUUGACAGCGGUCUAUCAUCAGAAGUAACAUAUACAGAAGCCGAAAAAAUAAAUGGCGAUGAUGAAUCAAGUUCAACUAGUGUUGUAUCAUCAACAAAUCUUCAACGUGAAACAAGUCCAACAAGUGGUGUUAUUAUUCCCGAGGAAAAACGUGUUACUGAUCGUGUUAAAGUUUUCGAAGCUGUUGCGAAUAAUAAUGACAAUCAAAUAACAAAGAACGGUAGUACAAAAAAGAAAUCGAUAACAUCAGCAAGUUUUUCUACGGCUGAUCAUAAGCAAAUCUCAUCGUCAUCAUCAAUAGAAACUUCCGAUUCACAAUCUAUUACUGAAAUGAAACCAGCAAAAUCAAAAUCAAAAAAAUCAUCAUUAAAAAAGCAAAUACAAAAUUUACUUAAAAUUGAUAAAUCGCCAAUACACGAUGAAUUAAGUCCUCUAGAAGAACAGCUCAAUGGAAAAAAAAAUAAAAAAGACAACAAUUCAAUAUCAACAUCUACAUUUAAGCAUCAAUCAUCACCGAAAAGUGCUAUUGAACCACUUGAAAUACAAAUUCCACCGGCAAAAGUUAACGAAGAAAAUUCUUCAUCAACAAAUGUAUCUAAAUUAAUCAAUACAUUUCAAACAAAUGAAAUGGAACAAAUCAUCGCAGCCGUAACAAAAUCGAACACCUCUCCUCUUCAAUCAGGAAAUGUAAGUUCGCUGAAAAAUUACAUUCGAUUCAUUUGUUCUUUAUUCAUAUUGAUCUGA